AAUUGUACCUUUGUACCCGUGGAAAGCCAUGACAUCGGAAAACAUCGUGCACGGAGCGGAGAAAUGAGGUGUACCACCGCCGCGUCGUGACGUCUUCGAGGGACUUGGCGCUCGGGACUGGCUCGGGACAACGCACGAGGUUAACUCCCGCCCGGGGUACACGCCGCCGUAACCAAAUGGUUACGAUCCCGCGUUAUAACCUACGCCGCGUAUGCGAUCCCAACAUCAGCUGAUGAGCUCGACGUAACUGCGCGCACGACAGCCGGAUUUUCCGAACGUUUCGCACCAAACGGAUACCCACGGACGGGGGAAACGUCGCGAUGGCAGACCUCGCCCUGGGGGAGCUCAGCGGCGAUCAAACCGAGAAAGUACUGCAGUUUCAGGAUCUCACCGGCAUCGAAGACCUCUCGGUAUGCAGAGACGUUUUGCAGAGGCACAACUGGAACCUGGAAGUGGCGGUUCAGGAACAAUUGAACUUGUACGAAGGCAGACCAUCCAUGUACGCACAGGACUCGCGUGCCCGCCCGCCACAGGUUGUAGAUGACAGUAGUUCCAGAAUUUAUUUUAGUUACCCAGGAAGCUCCGGUGGAGGCGGCGGUCUCUUAUCCUACAUUUUUUCCAUGUGUUACAAUCUAGUGAGCAGUAUCCUACAACUACUUUUUGCAAUAUUUAAGAGAAAUGUUAGACCUGUGUCCGCCGAUCCAGUGGAAGAUGUAGUCAACUUUAUUAGAUCGUAUGAGGAGCGUUACGGUAACACUCACCCAGUAUUUUACCAGGGCUCCUACAGCCAAGCUCUUUCGGACGCGAAACAAGAAUUGAGAUUUCUGUUGGUAUAUCUGCAUAAGGAUGAGACUCAAGAAGUCGACCAAUGGUGCAGAAAUACAUUGUGCGAUCCAGAAGUGAUACGAUAUAUAAAUAUCCAUACUUUGUUCUGGGCAUGUAACGUAAAGUCCGGAGAGGGUUACAAAGUCGCGGAAGCACUCAAAUUGGGUUCAUAUCCCUUUCUAGCGCUGAUCGUGCUAAAGGACAAUAGAAUGACAAUAGUCGGUCGAUUGGAAGGCGCACCAUCUUCCGCUGAUUUAAUGUCGCGAUUGCAAACGAUCAUAGAACGUAAUGAAAUUAAUCUGAUCCAAGCACGUCGAGACAGAGCGGAACGUAGCGCGGCGCAAUCGCUUCGGCAACAACAGGAUCGCGCUUACGAGGAGUCGUUGCGCGCGGAUCAGGAGAAAGAUCGCAUAAGAGAAGAGGAACGAAGAGCACGCGAGGAGCAAGAGGCCCGAGAGAAGGAAGAGUUGAACGCUCAAGAGCUGGAGAUACAACGUAUACGUAUCGAGAAAGAACUGACUAUUGGCAAAGUGCCACUCGAGCCGCAACCAUCUAAUCCCAAUGCGUGUCACCUUCAAAUUAAGCUUGGAGAAAGAACGAUGAAAAGAAGAUUUCUUAUGACUGAUACAGUCAAGGACGUUUAUCACUGGAUAUUCAGCCAACCAGAUUCUCCAGCGAGUUUCGAGAUAACAACGAGCUAUCCCAGAAGAAUCCUCUAUCCUUGUAGAGACAUCUUGACUCUAUCGGAUGCCGGUUUAACCCAUAGAGAGGUCCUUCACGUUAACGAUCUAGACGACUAAUCGCAAUUCAUUUCGAUACGACAUUCUUCAAGUUUUAGUAUCAUUCCACAGGAAAAAUGAUACUGUCAUGUGAAAGACACUUGUCAAGAGACACAAGCUCGUGCAGCUUAUAUACACAAAAUGUAAACACACACACAUAUACACACACAUGUAUACAUAAUAUAUAUAUAUUUGAUACAUUCUAGUACUUUAUGUGAGGUAUACUUUACUGGAUGAAAAAUAUGAUUGCACAAAAUAUACCGAAAGAUAGGAUAAAAAAAAGGGGGGAAAAAAGGUGUGUCUGUAAAUGCAGCUUAUUUAAAUUAACAAUCGGUACUUUGACCAUCGCAUUUAUUGAAAAAUGCAUUUCAUAUAAGUGAAAGAAGAAAUGAUAGAUAGGAAUAUAUAUUAAAAUUUUUUUUUUGCGUAACAAAAUGAUCUCGUAAAAAAAUUGUACUAACCAUUUCUUUUAUAUCUCUCUUUCGACACUAUCACUAAACUUGUGUCAAUAUUAAAAGAGCAGUGAUAUGUAUGUUACGAUUGAAUUUCGACGCUUGGAUAAAUUUCAUGCACACUCUUGUAAAUUUGUUCCCUCUGUCAUACACAAAAUUUGUCUAAUAUAUAAUUAAAUAUAUAAGGGGGGGGGGAACAGAACAUUUUUUUUAUAUAUAUAUGUUUAUUGUGCAAUCAGUUUAUCAAUAACAGGCGCAUUCGUUCGAUACUUCUGCGGUCCAGAAUAAGUAAUAUCGAGAGAAUGAUUAAUAAAUUCUAUGAAUUCCACAUAUAUAUGUAGAUUCCGAUAGAAAAA
Molecule: messenger RNA, 2412 nt
Organism: Temnothorax curvispinosus
Lineage: Eukaryota; Metazoa; Arthropoda; Insecta; Hymenoptera; Formicidae
Gene: Faf2
Product: FAS-associated factor 2
Exons: 8
Coding region: 321-1625 (434 amino acids)
Cellular component (GO): endoplasmic reticulum
Molecular function (GO): ubiquitin binding
Source: RefSeq, a predicted model, not a curated record